Penicillium cosmopolitanum is the source of this 441-nucleotide messenger RNA. RefSeq lists its product as uncharacterized. The record is from RefSeq and is a predicted model, not a curated record. Lineage: Eukaryota; Fungi; Ascomycota; Eurotiomycetes; Eurotiales; Aspergillaceae. The transcript has a single exon. The coding region runs from base 1 to 441 and encodes 146 amino acids.
AUGUCAAAGAUACAGAAGAAGCCACCAAGCCCCCUCAUCCUUCCCCCUUCCUAUGCAAUGAUUACUCCCUCAGAAUCUUUCGACGAUCCUGCCCGCGGUGAAGUCACCUGGCAUACUCUCAUUAGCGCUCCGAAUACAGAAACCUCCGAUCUUAGCGUUGGGAUCGCAAGCUGCCCACCUAAGACAGGCCAGCUUUGUGCUCAUCGUCACGACCAAGCGGAAGUAUACCACAUUCUUGAAGGAGAAGGAGAGAUCACGAUCGACGGUAUCUCGACAGAUGUCAUUGCCGGUAGCACAGUCUUCAUCCCUGGAAAUGCAGAGCACAAAAUCGUGAAUCGAGGGAACGAAUGGCUACGGUGGUUCUAUGUUUUCGCCGAGGGGUCAUUUGAGAAUGUCAUUUAUCGAUUUUCGGGACAGAAUGGACAGGAGGGCCAGGCAUGA